AUGACUGAUAAUCACAAAGGUUGGCACGAGAAGUUGCCUUAUGCUUUAUUGGGAUACCGUACUACAGAGAGAACUUCAACAGUAGCAACGCCAUACUUGCUGGUCUAUGGAACCAAAGCAGUCAUACCCACCAAAGUUGAGAUACCUUUCCUGAGAAUUGUUCAGGAAGUAGAAUUGGACAAUGCGGAAUGGGUCCGAGCUCGAUAUGAGAAAAUAUCUUUAAUCAAUGAGAAAAGGAUGGUUGUCGUAUGUCAUGGUCAAUUGUACCAACAAAGGAUGGAAAGAGCUUUCAACAAGCAAGUCAAGACCAGACUUUUUCAAAUUGGGCAAAUGAUGCUCAAAAGAAUCCCACAUCAAGAUGAAUACAAAGGGAAAUUUGCUACCAACUGGCAAGGUCUUUAUGUGGUCCGUAAAGUCCUCUUUGGAGAAGCAAUAGGAUUGGCAGAAAUGGACAGACAAGAGUGGUUGAAGCCAAUCAACUCAGAUACAAUCAAGGGCUACUAUGCAUGA
This is a messenger RNA of Lycium barbarum (goji berry), 510 nucleotides long. RefSeq lists its product as uncharacterized. The coding region runs from base 1 to 510 and encodes 169 amino acids. NCBI's taxonomy places the organism in Eukaryota, Viridiplantae, Streptophyta, Magnoliopsida, Solanales, Solanaceae. Gene Ontology annotation, molecular function: nucleic acid binding. The record is from RefSeq and is a predicted model, not a curated record. The transcript has a single exon.